Orycteropus afer afer is the source of this 1806-nucleotide messenger RNA. RefSeq names its product proline rich nuclear receptor coactivator 1 (gene PNRC1). Gene Ontology annotation, cellular component: P-body; nucleus. Gene Ontology annotation, biological process: nuclear-transcribed mRNA catabolic process, nonsense-mediated decay. The record is from RefSeq and is a predicted model, not a curated record. Lineage: Eukaryota; Metazoa; Chordata; Mammalia; Tubulidentata; Orycteropodidae.
GCCUCCAAUAACAACACUCGGAGCAAGAGCUCGGGAUAUUUGUUGCUGCGCCGCCACCGCCCGAGUCAUGGUGUGGUGUCUUCUCGGGCUCUCUUAGCAGCAGCAGCCGCCGUCGCCGCCACCGCCACCUUGUGAUCACUGGCUUCACUUUCUCCUCUUCUUCCUGCUGAGCCACUUGCCUCCCUGAACUAUGACCGUCGUCUCCGUCCCGCAGCGAGAGCCGCUUAUCUUGGGCGGCCGCCUUGCACCGCUGGGCUUUUCCACUCGCGGUUACUUUGGGGCCCUGCCGCUGGUGACCACGGCCCCGCCGCCUUUACCCCGGAUCCCAGACCCCCGGGCACUGCCUCCAACCCUCUUUCUCCCUCAUUUUCUCGGGGGGGAUGGUCCCUGUCUGACUCCUCAGCCUCGCGCUACAGCUGCUCUGACCAACUGCAGCCUUGCCACGGCGGGGGGCACUCCUCGGGCAGCACCAAAGAAGCGGCGAAAGAAGAAGGUGCGGGCCAGCCCAGCGGGGCAGCUUCCUAGCCGCUUCCACCAGUACCAGCAGCACCGGCCGAGUCUGGAUGGCGGGCGGAGCCCUGCGACCGGCCCCAGCGGAGCGCACGAGGUCCCGGGUCCAGCCGCCGUCUCGGCCCCGGCUCCUGCGGCUGCAACCCGAACUGAGGAAAUGAGUCCUAUCCUUGGCCCGCUGCCGCCCGCGGCUCCCGGCCAACCGUCACUCAGGAAAGAGGUUUUAAAAUCAAAGAUGGGAAAAUCGGAGAAAAUUGCCAUUCCCCAUGGCCAGCUUGUUCAUGGUAUACGCUUGUAUGAGCAACCAAAGAUGAACAGACAGAAAAGCAAAUAUAACUUGCCACUAACCAAGAUCACCUCUGCAAAAAGGAAUGAAAGUAACUUUUGGCAGAAUUCUGUUGCAUCUGAUAUAACUCAGAAACAAGAAAAAAAGCCUUUUAAAAAUACUGAGAACAUUAAAAAUAUGCAUUUGAAGAAAUCAGCGUUUCUAACUGAAGUGAGCCAAAAGGAAAAUUAUGCUGGAGCAAAGUUUAGUGAUCCACCUUCACCUAGUGUUCUUCCAAAGCCUCCUAGUCACUGGAUGGGAAGCACUGUUGAAAAUUCCAACCAAAAUAGGGAGCUGAUGGCAGUACACUUAAAAACUCUCCUAAAAGUUCAAACUUAAGAGUUCAAAUUUGAGUAUGUAUGUAAAACACCAUUUUCCCAAAAUCUCUGGAUGCUUUAAAGGAAAUUGGUACAAAAAUGGAAAUUUACCAAGUGCAAAAGAUGAGUUUAAAAAAUUACAUACAGCUUGUAUUAUAUUUUAUAUUUUGUAAAUACUGUAUACGAUGUAUUAUGUGUAUAUUGUUCAUACUUGAGAGGUACAUUAUAGUUUUGUUAUGAAAGUAUGUAUUUUGCCCUGCCCAAAUGGGUAGAUGUUUUGUAUAUAUAAAAUGGAGAAAUUUUAAGUGUGUGCUAAGGCACAUGGAAGACCAAUUUAUUUGCACAAGGUACUGAGAUUUUUUUCAAGAAACUAUUAUCUCAAGGUGAGGAUCUAAAUGUGAACAAUUUACUAAUGCACUACUGAAAUUUUAAAUCUGUGGCACAAUCAUUGUAAACAUGGGGUUUGUCUGUUUCUCUAAAUUGAUUUUCUGCAUUCUAAUCUGUUAUUACUGGAAAACUCCUGUUCCCAUUUUUACCAAACUUUUAUUUUUUUUUAAUUUAUCCAUUAUUCCAAUUUAAGAUAACUCUUUAAUGCCAACAAAAUCGGUUGUAAUCAAAUUUUAAAAUAAUAAUAAUUUGGCCCCCCCUUUUAAA